AGGCUUGGGCAGCAUUCUAGAGCCUGUGUAUAAAGCUUUCAGACUCUGUAACUGCCCACAUCUUUAAAGAGGAAUAGUCUGUGAAGGAAGACUUGUAAGCUGAAGAAGAGGUGACCAAAAACUGCAGUCGUUCCUAUUGAUUCGCAACCUAAGCAAGGGGGCCAGGAUGUCUUAAACUGAAGUGUGGCUGACUUGUUCUCCUCUUGCUUCUGCUAAACCUGUCAUUUACUCCAUCCUUUAUAGUGAUGCUACAGAACAGAGAGGAAUGGAUAAAAACAUUGGUGAGCAACUCAAUAAAGCUUAUGAAGCCUACCGACAGGCAUGCAUGGAUAGAGAUUCUGCAGUAAAAGAACUACAGCAAAAGCAGACUGAAAACUAUGAGCAGAGAAUACGUGAGCAACAGGAACAGCUGUCACUUCAACAAACUAUUAUUGACAAGCUAAAAUCACAAUUACUUCUUGUGAAUUCCAGUCGAGAUAACAGUUACAGCUGUAGUCCCCUGCUUGAAGACAGUGAAGCAAGGAAGAAUAAUUUGACCCUUGAUCAGCCACUUGAUAAAGUAAAAUCAGGAAUACCAAGAGAAAAAGAAUCAAAGAAGAAAAAAAAAAAGCCACCUCAUCAGCUUAAGCAAAUGUCUUCAUUGAAGCACGAUAGAAAGGAAUAUUUCCUAUCUGCAAGGAGACAGGAAAGAAGACAAGAGGUUUCUUCUCCUAGAAAAGAAACUUCACCAAAGAGUUUUGACAGUCCUGUAUUCCAUGAAAGGAGUUACAUAGAGAAGACUUUCUGGGAUCUGAAAGAAGAAUUUCAUAGAAUAUGCAUGCUAGCAAAAGCUCAAAAAGACCACUUAAGCAAACUUAAUGUCUCAGCCACUGCAGCUGGAACACAGUGCUCGGUGCCUAUACAGUGUACAGAUAAAGCAGAUAAACAAGAAGCGCUGUUUGAGCCUCAGGCUAACGAUGAUAUAAAUAGAAGUGCAUCCUGCAUCACAUCUGUCACACCAAGAGGACUGGGCCAAGAUGAAGAGGACACCUCUUUUGAAUCACUUUCUAAAUUCAAUGUCAAGUUUCCACCGAUGGACAGUGACUCUACUUUCUUGCAUAGCACUUCAGAAAGACCCAACGUCCUUGGUCCUGCUGCAUCUGAGGCUGUGUGCCAAGAUAAAUUCAAUAUAGAUAUCAGAGACGACCUGGGAAACUUUGUUAAAACAGAAGAAACUUUAUUUGAAAUUCAGAGAAUUGACCCCAUAGCCUCAGCUAUACAAAACCUUAAAACAACUGACAAUACAGAAUCCUCAAAUCUUGUAAACACUUGUAUCAGGACCACUCUGGAUAGAGCUCCGUGUUUGCCACCUGCAUUGUAUGUAAAUACAUUACCACUUGAGGACCUGUCUCAUACACCUUUUCCUUCACUUGAUUCCCCAGGAAAAGCUGUCCGAGGACCACAGCAGCCUGUUUGGAAGCCCUUUCCUAAUCAAGACAGUGACUUAUCAUCGGUACUAAGUCGCACAGGCUCAGAACUGCAUAUACCUCGAGUAUGUGAAUUCUGUCACGAAGUUCUCCCACCAUCCAUUACUUCCAUGGGGGAUUUCCUCCGGCAUCUUAAUUCACACUUUAAUUGAGGAGACUUAAGACGCAUUUGAAAACAGACAUGUCACUGUUCUAUGUGAUGAUUUGGGAUUUGUAAUACUGUAGAUACUUGAUUGCAAAGUUAGUUCAAGAUCAUUUAUUGAAAAAUCACAGAUAUUUGAAUUUUUUCUAAACUUAUAUUAUAACCCUCCUUUAUUAUCUUUUAAAAGAUCAAAUUGCCGUUGAUUGUGUUCAUGUUUACAGUGUUUAUUACCAUAAUUCACAAUUAUGUAUGUGACGUAACAGAAUUGUAUGACCAUAAUUUAUGUUUGUUUCAACUAUCUAAGCCUAGUGCUUGGAAUCCUAGUUAUAUCUAUUGAAUUUGGUGAUGUCAAAUGUUUCAUUUGUUUUCAUUAAAAUUUUUAAAUUA
Molecule: messenger RNA, 1995 nt
Organism: Myotis daubentonii (Daubenton's bat)
Lineage: Eukaryota; Metazoa; Chordata; Mammalia; Chiroptera; Vespertilionidae
Gene: TANK
Product: TRAF family member associated NFKB activator
Biological process (GO): negative regulation of canonical NF-kappaB signal transduction
Source: RefSeq, a predicted model, not a curated record